Manihot esculenta (cassava) is the source of this 1608-nucleotide messenger RNA. RefSeq names its product UDP-glycosyltransferase 83A1. The record is from RefSeq and is a predicted model, not a curated record. Lineage: Eukaryota; Viridiplantae; Streptophyta; Magnoliopsida; Malpighiales; Euphorbiaceae. Bases 27 to 1388 code for a protein of 453 amino acids. The transcript has 2 exons. Gene Ontology annotation, molecular function: UDP-glycosyltransferase activity.
AACCUUUAAAAAAACUGAAGAAAGAUAUGGGCAAACCACAUAUUCUAGCCAUACCUUAUCCAGCACAAGGUCAUGUGAUUCCUUUAAUGGAACUCUCACAAUGCUUAGUUAGACAUGGACUCAAAGUCACAUUUGUGAACACAGAGUACAAUCACAAGAGGGUUGUGAAUGCAUUGGCAGAGAAGAAUUAUUUUGGGGAUCAAAUCAGUCUUGUUUCACUUCCAGAUGGGAUGGAACCAUGGGGAGAUAGGAAUGAACUGGGGAAGUUAACUAAAGCAAUUUUCAGUGUAAUGCCAGGGAAGCUGGAGGAUCUCAUUGACAGGAUCAAUGCAUCAGAAGAUGAAAAAAUUACCUGUAUAAUUGCUGAUGAGAGUAUGGGUUGGGCUCUUGAAGUGGCAGAGAAGAUGAAAAUCCGCCGGGUUGCCUUUUGGCCUGCAUCAGCAGCUCUACUGACCUUGUCAUUUACUAUUCCGAAACUAAUUGAUGAUGGGAUCAUCGACAGCAACGGAACUCCACUGAAGAACCAGACGAUUCAGUUGGCUCCAGCAAUGCCAGAGGUGCACGCUGCAAAUUUGGUAUGGGCUUGCAUUGGUGACUCGACCACGCAGAAAAUUAUUUUUGAUGUCUCAGUUAAAAACAACAAGGCUGUGAAACUGGCAGACUCCAUAAUUUGUAAUUCAGCAUAUGAUUUUGAGCCUGGAGCAUUUACUUUGACGCCAAAUAUUCUACCUAUAGGACCACUUCUGGCAGACAGUAGAGAAGGCGAUUCAGUUGGAUACUUCUGGCCAGAAGACUCAAAUUGUUUGAAAUGGCUGGAUCAACAACCUCUCAAGUCAGUGAUAUAUGUUGCAUUUGGCAGCUUCACUAUUUUUGACAAAAGCCAAUUCCAAGAAUUAGCACUCGGACUUGAAAUUUCCCGUAGGCCGUUCUUGUGGGUUGUGAGGCCAGAUAUUACCAGCGAUACAAACGCCUACCCAGAAGGAUUUCAAGAGAGAGUAGCCACCCGUGGGCAGAUGGUUGGAUGGGCACCUCAGCAGAAGGUUCUUAGUCAUCCUUCUAUAGCCUGCUUCUUGAGCCAUUGUGGUUGGAACUCCACCAUGGAAGGUGUCGCCAAUGGAGUCCCUUUCUUAUGCUGGCCAUACUUUGCUGACCAAUUCCUUAAUCAAAAUUACAUUGCUGAUGUUUGGAAGGUGGGAUUGAAGUUUAAACGCAAUGAAAGUGGGAUCAUCACACGGGAAGAAAUUAAGAACAAGGUGGAGCAAGUUCUGAGUGAUGAAAAUAUAACAGCAAGGGCUGCAGAAUUCAAGGAAAGAGCCAUGAUAAGUGUUGGAGAAGGAGGUUAUUCCAGGAAGAAUUUCAAUGACUUGAUUGGAUGGAUGAAGGCUUAAGCAUAUAGUUCAUGGCUUGUUUGAAUUUAAAUUUCUCUUUUCGUCUCUGUGUGGUUUGUAACCUGGUGAAAUUCGUAAAUGAAAAUGAAGUCCAAAUGAAAGAGAAACGGAAUAAGUAUUUCCACAUUUAGAUUUGUAGUAACAAACUGAGAAUAGAUAAACUAUCCAUGUGCCAAAUUGCAACCAAAAUGAUUAGUUUUUAUAAAUGACAAAGGAAUCC